Messenger RNA from Penaeus vannamei (Pacific white shrimp), 1981 nucleotides. RefSeq names its product Serine/threonine-protein kinase polo (gene polo). NCBI's taxonomy places the organism in Eukaryota, Metazoa, Arthropoda, Malacostraca, Decapoda, Penaeidae. Gene Ontology annotation, cellular component: kinetochore; spindle pole; centrosome. The record is from RefSeq and is a predicted model, not a curated record. Gene Ontology annotation, biological process: mitotic spindle organization; protein phosphorylation. Gene Ontology annotation, molecular function: ATP binding; protein binding; protein serine/threonine kinase activity.
GUUUACACUCUGGCCGAUUCAAAAACCUGCGAACCCGCGGAGUGUAAAGGUGGAGUUGGAAAGAGUGGGCAUAUAUUUGCAAGAAAUCGGCCUGGAAAACGAUUUAAAAUGAGUAAUCAGAAGGAAGAACCGAAGAAGGAGAUACCUGAAGUGAUCUAUGACUCGACGACGGGAAGAAAGUACCAGAGAGGAAAGUUUUUGGGGAAAGGAGGCUUUGCAAGAUGUUACGAGCUAACAGACAUGAAGACCAAAGAGAUAUUUGCUGGAAAGAUUGUUGCAAAGUCUCUCCUCGUCAAACAGCAUCAGAAGGAGAAAAUGUCCCAAGAGAUUUCUAUCCACCGUAGCUUAAAGGAUAGACAUAUUGUUGGGUUUCAUGGAUUCUUUGAGGAUUCAGAUAAUGUUUACAUUAUUCUUGAACUGUGCAGGAGAAGGUCCUUGAUGGAACUGCACAAGCGUCGCAAAGCUGUCACAGAACCAGAGACUAGAUACUUUCUGAAGCAGCUGUUGUUGGGUGUUAAGCAUCUCCAUGAUCGCAAAGUGAUUCACAGAGAUCUGAAGCUCGGAAAUCUAUUUCUUAAUGAUGAAAUGGAACUGAAAAUUGGUGAUUUUGGUCUAGCUACCAGGGUGGAUUAUGAGGGAGAAAGAAAGAGAACACUCUGUGGCACUCCUAACUACAUUGCUCCAGAAAUUCUCUGCAAGAAGGGUCAUAGUUAUGAAGUUGAUGUGUGGUCUUUAGGUUGUAUUUUAUAUACUUUGCUAGUAGGUAAACCUCCAUUUGAAACUCAAACACUAAAGGACACAUAUAUGAGGAUCAAGAAAAAUGAAUAUCACAUCCCAUCUCGCAUUGGUCCACUAGCCCGGUCCCUUAUCCAAAGAUUGCUGCAGGGGGAUCCCACUCGCAGACCUAAUGUUGAUAGUAUCCUAGCUGAUGAUUUUAUGACUAUGGGAUAUAUCCCAACUCGCCUUCCAACAUCUUGCCUCACCAUGGCUCCUAGAUUUGACUCAAGAUGUUCCAUUGUAGCCACUAGGAAACCUCUUUUAGAAAUCAACACCAAAGAUGGAUCUCCAAUCAAGGUUGGACUUAAAGAUGGAAUUAAGAAGACUGAAGUUGGUGCUGGAAGGGGCACUGCAACUGCACCCAUCGGCAGCGCCGCUCAGCAGCAGGUGUGCACAGCAAGCAGCCGCAGCACAACACAAGCUGAUGAGCCAACUGACUGUUACCUCAAGGAAUUGUACGCACAGAUUAUCGUAGUUGCUUCAAAGCCCGAUGAGAAGGAUAACAUUAAUGAAGAUGAGAGCGAGGAUCCGGCUGCCGUUCCCAUGAUCUGGGUGAGCAAGUGGGUUGACUACAGCGAUAAAUAUGGUCUGGGAUACCAAUUGUGUUGAUGACUCCAUUGGGUGCUCUUCAAUGAUUUCACCACUCUGUUGCUAGCUGAUGGAGAGAACAUUCACUACAUUGAGCGUUCAAAUGCUGAACACUAUCAUACACUGAAGAGCUACCCAGGAGCAUUAAACAAAAAGGUGACGCUUCUGCGCUACUUCCGUAACUACAUGAAUGAACACUUGUUGAAGGCAGCUGCCUCUAUGUGCCCAAGGGAGGGUGAUGAGCUUGCCCGAAUCCCCUCACUCAGGACCUACUUCCGGACACGGUCGGCCAUCAUUCUUCACUUGACUAAUGGAACACUUCAGAUCAACUUCUUUGAGGAUCACACCAAGAUUAUUCUCUGUCCCUUAAUGGGUGCUGUCACAUACAUCGAUGAAAAGAGGAAUUUCAAGACCUACAGGCUGGCCAGCCUUGAAAAGUAUGGAUGCCGACCUGACCUUGCAAACCGCAUGCGCUAUGCUCGCAACAUGAUUCAAAAGCUUAUGGUUACGAAAUCCUCCACGACCAAGUCCUCCACUGCUUCUUCCUCUGCUGCUGCCCAGCACACUCAGCCCACCACUGCUUAAAUAGUGCAACGAUAAAAGUUACUGUCCAAAG